AUGUCUGAUGAGGGGUAUGUUGUGCGAAUCAGGGGUCUCCCUUGGUCUUGCUCAGUGGAUGAAGUACAGAGAUUUUUCUCAGAUUGUAAAAUACUUGGCAAUGGUGGUAACACUGGCAUCCACUUCACCUCUACAAGAGAGGGUCGUCCCAGCGGAGAGGCCUUUGUUGAGCUGGAAGCAGAAGAAGACCUCAAGCAAGCCUUGAAGAAGGACAGGGAAACUAUGGGACACAGAUAUGUGGAGGUGUUUAAAUCAAACAAUGUGGAAAUGGACUGGGUCAUGAAGCACACAGGUCCAAACUGUCCCGAGACAGCUGGAGAUGGGCUCGUGCGACUACGAGGCCUCCCCUUUGGCUGCAGCAAAGAGGAAAUUGUCCAGUUUUUCUCAGGGUUGGAAAUCGUGCCAAAUGGGAUAACAUUGCCGGUGGACAUCCAGGGGAGGAGUACGGGGGAGGCCUUCGUGCAGUUUGCUUCACAGGAUAUAGCUGAAAAGGCUCUAAAGAAACACAAGGAAAGAAUAGGGCACAGGUACAUUGAGAUCUUCAAGAGUAGCCGCGCCGAAGUGCGAACCCAUUACGAGCCCCAGCGGAAGCCUAUGGGCAUGCAGAGGCCGAGCCCUUACGACCGGCCCUCCGGCGGGCGCGGCGGCUACAACAUGAUGAACCGAGGGGGCUCGUACGACCGAAUGCGGCGCGGAGGCUACGGAGGAGGCGUGUCGGACGGCCGGUACAACGACGGCGUGGGCUCGUCUUUCCAGAGCACAACGGGUCACUGCGUCCAUAUGAGGGGCCUUCCGUACAGAGCCACUGAAUCAGACAUUUACAUUUUCUUCUCUCCGUUAAACCCAGUGCGGGUUCAUAUUGAGGUCGGACCGGAUGGCCGGGUAACCGGGGAAGCAGAUGUGGAGUUUGCCACACACGAGGACGCUGUGGCUGCCAUGUCCAAGGACAAGGCUAACAUGCAGCACCGCUACGUCGAGCUGUUUUUAAACUCAACAGCAGGGGGCAGUAACGGUGGCUACAGCAGCCAGAUGAUGGGGGGCAUAGGGAAUCAGUCGUCUUACAGUAGCAACCAGAUGAGCUCCGGCUAUUCUAGUGGAUACAGCAGCCAAGGAAACAUGGGUGGCUACAGUGAUUAUAGUAACCAGGGCGGAAUGGGAAGCAGUUACUAUGGUGGUGGUGGCAGCAGCAGAAGCUCCAUGAAUGGACUUGGUGGGGGAUGGGGAAUGUAG
Molecule: messenger RNA, 1230 nt
Organism: Nerophis lumbriciformis (worm pipefish)
Lineage: Eukaryota; Metazoa; Chordata; Actinopteri; Syngnathiformes; Syngnathidae
Source: RefSeq, a predicted model, not a curated record